AUGAUUUUCUUCGACAAAAGGAUGAUUACCCUCACACCAUUAUUCCUUCAUAACGGUUUCUAUACCUCAUUCUGGGUAUGUGUCUAUCCAACAACGCUUGUUUUCGCUAAGGCACUGUCAAGCCACAUAUAUCUUCCCGCUAUGUAUAGUUUCGCUGUGGGCAUAGGAGAAGUCGCGAUGGGUGUGAUCAUCAGCCUCAUGACAAAACGCAUCACGAACUUUGGACUCAAUCCAACCAUGUACUGUGCUUUUGGACUUACUACAAUAGUUAUCGCCAUUUUGAUCUCCUCUGUAUCCCCAUGGGCCACAGUGGAACAUUCCGAUGCUCCAGCUUUGCUGAUCCAACCAAGGUACAAGUUUUAUUCAUUUACAUGUUGUGCCCUGACUUCGCCUGGCUAG
This is a messenger RNA of Strongylus vulgaris, 399 nucleotides long. The record is from the annotation of a GenBank genome assembly. Lineage: Eukaryota; Metazoa; Nematoda; Chromadorea; Rhabditida; Strongylidae.